CUUCGACUGACACUCCAGAUACUGCAGUUUUCUUCGGUGGGAAAAAUCGAAGAUAUGGAGUGUGCUUUUAAUCUUGUGUUCCUGUUUCUGCUUUCCCUUUGGAGUAUAGCAGACGCAAAACUCGAAUUGAUCUCAUCUGAUAAGACACCAUGUAGGAAAAGUUCAGUGAAUUACAAUGUGACCCUCAGUAAGGGUGCUAAGGCUGGAAAGUACUACAAGAUGAUAGGGAUUAAAGAGAUGGACCGAUGCGUCAAACACUGUUGUGGAUCGAAGAGAUGCGACGUUGCUUUUAUGGUGAACAAAAAUUGUUAUUUAGUCAAGUGUCACAAUUCCGACUCAUGUGACCUCAAGAAGUCUGAUAAUUCUAAAUUUGACACGAUGCUGUCAGUGGUGUCCAAAUCAAAAUUAAAGGAAGCUAAAGGAGAGGGCAAGGGAGAACCUGCCCUUGAAGAGAACCUUCAAGAAAAAGCUUCUGGGAUUGAAACCACGGAGCCUUUCAUCGUUGAGAAACCAGAUGACGACAUGACUACAGUAACAGCUUUUGGGACUGGUAAAACCAAACGAACUAAGCGUUCUUCUGACAUAAUCGACAUGGUGGUAGCAAUCGGUUGCGGGACAGUAAAAAAAACAGUAGGUGUGGCUGGCGUAAUUGUAAUGACAAGACGUUUAAUAGACAACAACAAAAAAAAAACCGUGACAAGCUGAGGGAGGAUCUGACAAUGCUGAAGGUCGAACUCAUUUACGAAAACGGUUCUUGAAGGAGUACACUAAUCAGAAUCCACAUCUAUUUUACUGCAAUGUCUGGUUAGCAGAAAAUCAAGCCAUGAGUGGACUCCAUUGGCAAAGCUGGCGUUACGAAGGGGCUAAAAAAAGAAAUGGAAAAUACAUAGUUUCUGACUUGCUAUCAAAUAACAUUUUUCGAUAAUUUUGCCGCAAAACAACUUUCGCUAAUGCUUAUUGGUUAGAGUGGGUUUAAGAGAGCUUAUUAGGAGUCUUUUAGGGACUCAAGCACGGAUGUUCUAGAAACACAGACGAUUACCUUAAGGCGCAAAAUGUAGUUUAUGUAUUUCUUCGACCUGAUGCAUUCAAUCCGAAAGGUAUUGUUUUAAGACUUCUUUUCAUGAUGGUACAAACGGUAAAGAGCAGUCACUUAUAAUCCGCAGUUCUUUUGCUCUCGAUUAACGAAAUUUGCGGGCCUCGAUAGUGUUCCUCGUAAAGAGACGUCAAUGAUAAAGUGGGGGAAAAAGGAAUUGUUUAUCACAAAACAGAUAUAUUUUUGUAAAAUGUAUUUGAAAAAAAUUGAUUUGCAUAAACUUCUCAAUAAGUUA
This is a messenger RNA of Stylophora pistillata, 1328 nucleotides long. RefSeq lists its product as uncharacterized. NCBI's taxonomy places the organism in Eukaryota, Metazoa, Cnidaria, Anthozoa, Scleractinia, Pocilloporidae. Gene Ontology annotation, cellular component: cytoplasmic vesicle; membrane. Gene Ontology annotation, biological process: neuron migration. The record is from RefSeq and is a predicted model, not a curated record.